GAAACAAAAAAUCAACAUCAAGAUGCGUGCCUUUAUCGUUAUGUGCCUGGUUGCAGUCGCCUGCGCCGAUAAACUUGGCUACAACUACCAACCCGUAGGACACUCCAACUCUGGACUGUCGUUCGCUCCUGGCAGCGGAGUCACUGGAGGACUUAACGGCGGCUCUGGUGGUCUGACCGGUGGCUCCCUGGACGGACUUAGUGGCUUGGGAGGACUUGGUGGCGGCGAUUUGGGUUCCGGACUUACCAGCGGCAACAUCGGUGGUGGCCACAUCGGUGGUGGCAACAUCGGUGGUGGUUCCGGUCUGGGCAACCUCGGUGGUCUCGGCGGCCUCGGCGGCUCUCUGGACGCUCCAGUCUCCUAUAACGCCCCUGCCCCAGCUGCUGAAUUGGAAAAGGAAUUCUUCACCUUCACCGCCAACGAACAGGACUUCGAUGAGCCACAAUCUUUGGAGAAGGUGUCCAGCUCUUUGAACAAGGCUCUGCGCGUUGUCUUCAUCAAGGGACCCGAGAACCGUGGCUUGGAGAACGCUGCUCUGGCUCUGGCCAAACAGGCUGCCCAGCAGGAGACCGCCAUCUAUGUCCUGAACAAGCAGGCCGAUAUCGGAGAUCUGGCCAACAAACUGAACGCCAUCCGCAGCAACACGAACAACAAGCCCGAGGUGCACUUCGUCAAGUACCGCACUCCCGAGGAUGCUGCCAAUGCUCAGCGUGCCAUCCAAGGACAAUACGAUCAGUUGGGAGGUUCAUCCCAGGCUCAUGAUGGAGGUGUUGCCCCCGCCUUGAACUUCGCUUCCCAGGGUCCAGUUCGUCAGGCUACUGCCCAGUCUCCCGACAACUCAUACCUGCCCACUUCGGUCUUCCGUCGUUUCCGUCUUUAAACUGUUUCCUGGAUAUAUAUAUUUAGUCUAAGUUUAUGUUGACGAAAACAUCGAUCUGUAUUGUUACCUAUUGUUGAUUAAUGCAUAAUUCCCAAUUUGAAGUUGAAAUAAUAAUGUUAUAACGAAAAUUAA
Drosophila innubila is the source of this 1012-nucleotide messenger RNA. RefSeq names its product keratin, type II cytoskeletal 1-like. The record is from RefSeq and is a predicted model, not a curated record. Bases 23 to 880 code for a protein of 285 amino acids. NCBI's taxonomy places the organism in Eukaryota, Metazoa, Arthropoda, Insecta, Diptera, Drosophilidae. The transcript has 2 exons.